Molecule: messenger RNA, 2080 nt
Organism: Oryza sativa Japonica Group (Japanese rice)
Lineage: Eukaryota; Viridiplantae; Streptophyta; Magnoliopsida; Poales; Poaceae
Source: RefSeq, a predicted model, not a curated record
UGAUCUGCAAACCCUCCCAAAUCCUCGCCCUUUCCCAUGCUUAAUUAACCGCGGCCUGCAAUGUCCAGACAUCCCUCUCACCCUCUGCGCCUCUGACUCGACUCAGAGUUGCAGCUUCCAGACUAAAAACGCACGUACCACCCCAAGCCAAUCCCUUACACUAGCUGUGCACGCGCGGCUCGCGUCUCCUCCUCUGCUUCCCCGGCGCACAAGAGAGUGCAAGACCGCAGCUGCGUCCAUGGAGCUGGAGGGGAGGGCAAGGCCGCUGCUGAUGCUCAAGGAGUGGCUGGAGCUGGAGUCCAGCGCGGAGCUCUCCCGCGACGGCUUCGGGUGCUACCCGCGGCGGCAGCUCGCCGCGGAGCUCCGGGGAGGAGGAGGAGGGAGCGGCAGGCGGAGGAACGGCGCCGUGAUCGAGAGGGUGUCGGCCGCGGUGAGGGCCGCUCUGUUGAUCCGGCCGUCGUCGUCAGCGCGGGAGGGAGGAGAGGCCGCGCUGUCCAAGAGCUUCUCGAGGAGGCUGGGGCGCGGGUUCUGGAGGAAGCGGAGAGGGGAGGGGGAUGAGGUGAACAGUAGGGUGGAUAGCUGCUCUGCGGCUGCCGUUAGCGGAAGGGAUGAUGGCUCGUCGCCGGCAAUGUCGCCUAGGAGGAGGAGCUGGGAGGGUCGCCACGCAGGUGGCGUCGCCGGCCGUCAGAGCCAUGAAACUCAGAAACAGGUUGCGAGUAAAAUGGAUUGCGAGGCGACGUGCCACUUGGACGAAGAGCUCGAACAGGGGCAGCGGCGGAGCCCAGUUUCUGUCAUGGACUUCCUCAGCCAGGAUGAAGAAGACGACGACGGUGAGGUCGAAGACGGCAACGGCAACAGCGAGUACGACGACGUAGACGACUCGAUCGCGUCGCCAACGUUCCAGCAAAGUCUAUCCAACAUUCGAAGAGUAGGUCAGCAGCUACUGCAGAAAAUUCGACAAUUCGAGCAGCUAGCUGAGCUUGACGCAUCCGAUGUGGAUGACGCCACCUUGGCCAAGGAGGAUGUUGUCUGCCACGUGGCGGAUUCCGACUCCAUGGAAGAUGACACCGAAGAAGCGUUUGUGCAGGACCUGGUCGACCUUCUAGAAGCAAACUCUCCUGGGUCCACCCGCUGCUUCCAGAAGCUUCUAAUAGAUUUCUUCUACGACGGGUUGCCACCUUGGCAGGGAGAAAGAUUGGACGGUCCAGAUAGAGCGAAGUUGCUGCUGGAGAUUGCCAAGGCAUGGUUGGAUGAUCAGGAUUUCUCGUCGAGGUUUGAUGGAAAGGCGGAGGUGGAGGAGAUUGAGCGGAUCGGGCGGUGGAGAUGCUUCAAGGAGGUCGGACAGGAGCUGCUGGCCGUUGAUUUGGAGGGCGAAAUCUUCUGGUCUUUGGUUGCUGAAAUGGUUGGAGAGUUGGGUUGAUUGCUCGUACUGCUGGCAAUGAGAAAAUACGUUAGAGGGAAUUAUCCAUGUUGAGCAGGACUCGGAUUCUAUGAUGCUAGUCCAAGCUCUAAGAGGAUCCAACUAGACGCUUACGCCAAUGGGAGGUCUCCUCAACGAAAUCAAAAUGUUCAUCGAUCUCCAUUUUGCUUCUCUCGGUGUGUGUCACUCACUACCCACAUGAUCGUAACAAACUGGGCCAUGAAAUUGGUGUUUUGGGAUGUAAUAGUCCUCUUUCUAGUCUAUCCUGGGAUUGUCUACCUCCUAGUUCGGAGGACCUGGUUGCUAGCGAUUUGGCCUCAUCAGUCAUCAGUAAUAUAAUGGAAUUUUUUCCUCUAAAAAAAAGAGAAAAAUACUUCUUUGGACGAGGUUGAAAGCUGAAAUAUGCAAGCAGCACGAGAUGGAAAGAAAAUCUUUGACCUGCAACUCUGAUCGAUAUAUAGUAUGGCUGAUGACAUCAAGGCAGAAGUUCAUGGGUAAUUAAUCUUAGAAUUGCUAGAUGAUCAUAGAUCAAGUUUGGCCGAUAGGGCGAUUCUGCAAUAUACAGUAGUACUAGCUUUUAUAAGCUUAUCCUUGGAAGUUGGAACUGUACAUGUGUUACCUCAUUGGACAUUGGUCCAUUGGAAAGCAAAGGCUUUGACA